This is a messenger RNA of Hemiscyllium ocellatum (epaulette shark), 4411 nucleotides long. RefSeq names its product proline-rich transmembrane protein 3. Bases 197 to 4186 code for a protein of 1329 amino acids. The record is from RefSeq and is a predicted model, not a curated record. NCBI's taxonomy places the organism in Eukaryota, Metazoa, Chordata, Chondrichthyes, Orectolobiformes, Hemiscylliidae. The transcript has 4 exons.
GUGAAGGUUAGAGAAUACACGAGUGCUCGGGAAUAGGGGUUAUUACCUUGGGACUGCAGAAAACAUUUGGAGUAAUUCAGACAUUGUUCACUGACAGUUCAUGUGGAGACCAAGUCGCUGGCCAGGGAUCACAUAAUUUCACUUCAAAGAAACAAACAUUUCAAGCAUCAAUGAGAGUUGCAAGAUCCAUGUGGUGAUGGAGCACCGAGAUGUGAUACAGACCUGGUGGCUUCUUCUCAUCUGUUCCAGUAUCAUUAAAGCUGUCACUUUCCCUCCCACUAAAGACUCAGCCAGUGACAGCUCUCUAUUCAGUAAUCCGACCUUUAUUUAUUCGGCUGAAAUUGAGCAGAGCUUGAACUCAGUUGCUAUGAGUGACUCAUCCAACCGCCCUUCUCAGCCUUUGCUUGAGAUGUCCAACAAGAACUCAGUUCAUGGCACGCAUUUCUUCCCAUCAAACAUGAGCAAGUCCCCACGACACCUGAGGAGGCCUCUGAGUGAAAAUGGCUUUGAUUUCAGCGGGGAUGAUGAGGAUGUUGAUAGUGAGGAUGAUUUCAAUUUUGAAACAACUGAAAAGGACGUUUUUGAAUCUGAGCAGUUUAUUUUAGAAAACACAUCUGUUCCACUGGUCCCUUCUGCUCGCACGAGUGAAAACACCGACCACUCGUUAUUGAGGCCAUCUGAAAGUACACCAGGUUAUCAUACAAUUCAAACACAUCAAAGUCUCAGAAAUACUCAAGGUGGCAGAACGGUAGAUGCCAGAACUUUCCUCCAAAGGCCCACAGCUACAUCUUCAAUUGAUUCCCCUGUUUUCAAGGUCACUGCUCACCACACAGUUCUUGAAAAGCUAACAGACAGACACAUCACCACCCUUGGGAAAAUGGGUCAAACAUCAACUCCAAAUCAUUCAGCAACUGAGCAACGAUAUUUGCUCACUAGUUCAAAUGCACUUGAAAAGGAGGAGGCAGUUGUACAAUUUGAAGGACAGCCUGAACACACUUCACCUUCGUCGGUUCCUGGUCCUUCUCUUGCACAAAGGGACCAAUCCUUGAUUAAAAAUGAGCCAGGCGAGAGUCAUAUGACUCCUGCACCAUUGCAAUCUGCUUCUCCGUUGAUAACAGAAACGGAUUAUUCUCUAGUGACUGAAGGAAGCUCACUCCCUGCUAGACAGCCCAGUGUUGGUGUCACUCUACAAAGCAAUCAGUUAGAUUUCUUAAGUGGGACCAAUGCAUCGGAAGCCAGGAGCCAACGCAAUUAUCAGCACACUACUAACAUUGGAGAAAAUGCCCUGAAUUUGCCCAUUUCUUCCACUACUGAACAUCUGGAGCCCGGAAUGAAGAAGGAAAUGAUUGACCAAGUUAAUCCAAGUGAAAGAUCCCUAGCUGGAGUUGACAGUGCAACUACAACACAAUGGCUUAGAUCACCAAUGUACGAUGCCAGAAAAUCCUCACCUGCCCAUCAAAUUACUGACUCAUACUCUAGCUCGCAACAUGGAUAUGACAUCUACACACAGCCAGCAGAUAACAUGACAACAGUUGUUAAGGUGCUACAAGAUGCACAAUCCCUUGAUAUUCCAAAGGCAGAUGUUGAUGGGGGUUUAACAGCCAGGAAUGAGCUUUCCACAGAGACUGUUACCACUUCCCCAACAGCAGGACUCCAGCACUUGACCAUGAAAGGAUUCAGAAAGGGAGUGACAUCAACUGAGUCAACAAGGACAGACACUUCGACUUAUUUCUUUGCAUUAACUGCACAGAGACAUAUGCUGUCAGUAGAAGUUAACCCUGUUCUUACAUCCACCAGAAAUAUGAGAGCAGAGUACACCCCGAGGGGUAGUUACAUGGCAAUGCUGCAGACGAAACCCACGGUACUACCUCAAAGGCUGACAGCAAGGGUUUCUAACAAAACACACAUUUCUACCACCCAGCAACCUGCGGUUGGCACCAAAUGGACGGCGACCAAUUUGAGUCUACCUCGGACAACGUCGAGAGCUCUUUCACCCACUCCCCGUCCCACCAAAGUGUUUCAAACGCAGACAUCAACUGUGAAAGGUACUGUGACAGUGAAGACAACUCCACCAGUUACUGGCAAGCCUGGAACCCAUCAUAACAUCAUGACAACAACAAUGGAUGGUAAAUCAGGGAACAACAGACAAAGUCCAACCACAAUGAUAGCAGUCAAUACUUCAACUGGUGUCAACACUUCAUCCAAAGGACAGGACUCACAACAUGGAUCAGAACGGAAAAAUAUCAGGCCGGUCAAUGCCCAGAAACCAGAUCACACAUCAAACUCAAAGCCAACCGUUGACAAUAGUUCAGAUGAAUAUAAAUCUUAUUCCCGACUGUGUUCUACGUGGGAUAGGGAGUGCAUCGCCAAUAAAACUUCAGCCCAGUGGAAUGAUCUGAAACAGACAUUGGGCUUUGCUUGGGAAAUGCAUGUUUAUGGGGCUGGAAUACUCUUUGUUAUCCUCAUGCUGAUGUCUCUUAUUAAUUUAAUUGGCUCUCCUAUUUUAUACAUUCCAGAUCUGAGCUAUCUCAUGGCAGCCAAUGCCCAACUCUUUGCAUUGGGUCUUUUAAGAGCUAUUUAUCUGUUCCUUGAUCCCUAUGGCAGCAAGUCCAAGCUUCCUCCGGUAGGUAGUUUGGUGUUGUACAACAUUACACUUCCCCUUCUCAUCACCACCUUUGGCAUUCUUACCCUGAUGUUGCUGAAGAUGGGGAAACUUCAAAUGCUCUCCUCAAACAUACAGAGCCCAGCCUUCUUGGCAGUGAUUGCAGUUAUCCAUUUUGUCGUUCUGUUAAGUGGCGAUCUCUUAUAUUUGCUGCUGAAUCCUGCUGUGAAUAUAAUCCUCCAUAUCUUCUCAGUUUCAUGGGGAUCAUUUCUCAUCUUUGCAUUUUUUCUCAUCUGUCGCAAACUCAAGAUUCAAUCGGAAGCCACUGUUGGGCAAAUCCAGCAAUCAACAGUCCACAAUGAGGAAUCAAUUGAUCUCCAGAAUCCAGAGAGGGCACUGAAGCAGCUUUUGAUCUUCACAAGAGUGAUGGCAAUUGGAGGUGUCUUUGGAUUACUUUGCUGUGCACUGCAAGUCUAUGCUAUUUUAUGGAUGUACGGAAUAUUGGGAGAGAAGGGUCAUUUCUAUUGGUCUUGGUGGUUCCUCCAGUUCUGGUAUCGAUGUUUUGAGAUUGUAAUAUCCUUUGCCAUGUGUUUCGUGACCUCCUAUGCAUUCUGUCAGCACCAAGGCCGGCCUGAUCACAUUUGUUGGAGCAAGAUUGUUCAAUACUUCGAUCGCUACAGGAAGAGGGAAGUGCCGGAAUACCCUAACAACUGCUAUGAUUGGUCAUCUGGAACCCAAGACAGGAUAACCAACAAUGACAUCUGCAAGAACCUUAUACGAAAUCAAUCAGAGAAUAUGCCCCUUAAAGCAUUGAAUGAACCGAAGCCAAACAAAAGUUACUGCAACAAAGAUGGCUCCAUGAUCUCUCUGGAUCACAGGCCCAAAAUACCAGUCCUGGGACCCAAAUCUCACAAUUUAAUGAUGGGUCGCUCAUUUACCAGCAUUUGCAUUGAGAAGGAGUCAGUGUUAUCCCUCAAUGUCUUUGACUUACGUCCACCUUCACCCAUCAAUCUUAGCCGAAGCAUUGACGAAGCUCUUUUCAGGGAGCACAUCCUCAGAGACAGCUUGUUUCACUCUUCCAGUCUUCAGUAUCCCAGCGACAAAUCCGUGGAAAACUCUUCCUCCUCUUUGACAAUACGCAAAGCACUUGAUCAGGGUAAUGUCACACUGGGGCCAUCAGAGUUCAAGCGUCGCAACAGUGACCCAGACUAUUUGUACAGCCUCGCCAAGUGCAGCUCAUUGAACAAUGUCCAAACGGAUACAUCCCAGCAGACCAGCCAGGAUCUUGAGCACACGCAAGCAUCCAGCAGGUUGCACCGGUCAGCAUCCAGCAGUUCCUUGGACAGUGCUUCUAAAACAUCCUUUGGAAUCCAUUGGUACUCAUGGACACGUAACCAUUCCUCUGGCGAGAGUGUCCCCUCUGCUGACCCAGCUAGUGAGAGCCUCCUCCCGCCAAGCAAGAAUUUAGACAGUUCUGAAGUGAAAUUGGUGACAGAAGACCCCAACCUUGAAGCGCAUAAGAGCUUUAUAGAAAUAAGAGUGAUUGAUGAUGUCAGUCUUUCUAGUGAUACCAUUGAACUUUAAUCCUUGGGCACAAGUUGGUUUGUUUAAUAGUACUUGGAGAAAAUAUCAGAUCUGGUUGAAUUCCAGGCAUCUUGCAUUGUUUUUAAUAAGAACAAAGGCUCAUGAUUACCACUGAUUGAAAGGAGUGUUACAAGACACUCAGAGAAAGGAGCAACAAUACUUUGUCUUUAUUCACUGAAACUUAGUCAGCUCUUCACUCUCUGAUUGUGAGGCUGAAUGUUUAGU